Molecule: messenger RNA, 1363 nt
Organism: Anopheles moucheti
Lineage: Eukaryota; Metazoa; Arthropoda; Insecta; Diptera; Culicidae
Gene: Wdr82
Product: WD repeat-containing protein 82
Exons: 2
Coding region: 158-1099 (313 amino acids)
Cellular component (GO): Set1C/COMPASS complex
Molecular function (GO): chromatin binding; protein binding
Source: RefSeq, a predicted model, not a curated record
CAAAAACGUAAACAAUUCCAAAUCCACCGGCUUUGCCGCAAAAAUAGACAUCUUUUCAAUUAAAAUCCGCCCGAGAAGUGUUCAUCGUGAGGUUAUACCAUAUUUCUUGUGACCCUAGUAUACCAGAAUAGCCGGCAAAGUGGCGGACGUACCGAAAAUGAAGCUCAUCGACUCGGUCGUUAGGAGCUUCAAAGUGGCGAAGGUGUUCCGCGAGAACACGGACAAAAUCAAUGCGAUCGACUUUUCCGCCAACGGCGAAAUGUUGAUAUCUUGCAGCGAGGACGACCAAAUCGUGCUGUACGAUUGCGAGAAGGGUACGCAGAUACGGACGGUGAAUUCGAAAAAGUACGGCGUCGAUCUGAUACACUUUACGCACGCCAACAACACGGCAAUACACAGUUCGACCAAGGUGGACGACACGAUCCGGUACCUGAGUUUGCACGACAACAAAUACCUGCGGUACUUUCCCGGCCACACGAAGAAAGUGAUCUCGUUGAAUAUCUCUCCGGUGGAGGAUACUUUUCUGUCUGGUUCGCUGGACAAGACGCUCCGGUUAUGGGAUCUCCGUUCGCCCAACUGUCAGGGCGUGAUGCAGCUGAACGGCCGUCCGGUGGCGGCUUACGAUCCGGAAGGGUUAAUUUUUGCCGCUGGCGUUAAUUCGGAAAGUAUAAAGCUGUACGAUUUACGCUCGUUCGACAAGGGACCGUUUGUGACGUUUAAAUUGAACCAGGAGAAAGAAUGUGACUGGACGGGGUUAAAGUUUUCACGCGACGGGAAAACGAUUCUCAUCAGUACGAAUGGUUCCAUUAUUCGGUUAAUUGAUGCCUUUCAUGGAACACCGCUGCAAACGUUCACCGGGCAUCUAAACAAUAAGGGUAUUCCCAUCGAAGCCUCCUUUAGUCCGGACUCGCAAUUUAUCUUCUCCGGCAGUACGGACGGACGCGUGCACGUGUGGAACGCAGACACCGGGUACAAAAUAUGCGUCCUAAACGGUGACCAUCCCGGCCCAGUACAGUGUGUACAGUUUAAUCCGAAGUUUAUGAUGCUUGCGUCCGCCUGCACCAACAUGGCAUUCUGGUUGCCGACCGGGGAGGAAUAAACAAAAGCAAGUUUUAAAGCAGACAGCAGGAACACAGUUUUAUAACAAUAUGCAAUCAACAAUACAACCUCGAACAGGACAAUGUGAGAUAUUUGCGUCGAACAAUGAAAUCUUUAAACGAAGCGGUGCCCUUUAGUCAAAGGGCUCAGUCAGAUUCCAUUUGUGUUCGGGAGAGCUACACAUUAGCUCACGAUAUUGUAGAUGCAGUUCGGUUAAGAAUCAAUCUAAAUAAACUAAAUAUCAGUACGAAAACGUAAAUGAAUC